This is a messenger RNA of Colletotrichum graminicola M1.001, 672 nucleotides long. RefSeq lists its product as uncharacterized. The record is from RefSeq and is a predicted model, not a curated record. NCBI's taxonomy places the organism in Eukaryota, Fungi, Ascomycota, Sordariomycetes, Glomerellales, Glomerellaceae. The coding region runs from base 1 to 672 and encodes 223 amino acids. The transcript has 4 exons.
AUGGCAGAAUGUACCUUAGAGACCACCAACGGUCAGAAGUACCCACGCUGUACUCCGCGACUGGCAGCGAGCGCAUCCGGUACGGAUACUAACCCCCGCGACAACUACCGCAGAACCUUGGCCCUCAAUGAAGCAGCCCGAGACAAGCCAGCUUGCUAUGACUACAUCACUGCCCUGCGUCAGCUGCCAGCCGAAGUCCUUCUGCAAGAGGAGUUCCAGCUCAUCGCCGCUAACCGCACAAACGCCCUCGCCCUUGUCAACCCCGCCGGGCUCACCACUUCCACUCCCACUCCCACUCCCACUCCUCACCACCACCAGUCCCCGGCUCCCAGCAACGCCAGCAUCUCCCUCACCGACAUGGCUCUCGAGGACGGCGACCGUCAGCUCUGCUCCAAUCUCCAAAAGCUUAUACACACCUACAAAGCCCAUUCUCAGGCCCCUAAUCCUACUCUGCCACACAAGACUCGCCGCGGCAUUCGAGCCCAGGGCAAACAGCCCCGCAAGCCUAACACCGUCCAGGAUGUCGCCUUUCCAUCGACUUCGCCAUCGCCGCCACCCAGGGAAACGGCCCCGACCUAUCCCAUACCACAACAAGCUCCCCACCCGUCGUCGUCGUCGUCGUCGUCGUCGUCAUCGUCAUCCCACAUGAUUCUAGGACUGCAGCCUUCCUAG